Molecule: messenger RNA, 646 nt
Organism: Culicoides brevitarsis
Lineage: Eukaryota; Metazoa; Arthropoda; Insecta; Diptera; Ceratopogonidae
Exons: 2
Coding region: 111-593 (160 amino acids)
Source: RefSeq, a predicted model, not a curated record
AAUAGCAACCUGUUCUUGGCUGAUUCGCUGCUCGACUGACAAUUCACUCGAUUGACACUUGGCUCGUCUGACAAUCGGAAUCGAAAUCAAAAGGUUGCACGGUGUUAUACAUGUUUAUCAUUAAAUUCACAUAUUCGUAUAAAACACACAUUAUUAAUUCGGGCUUCUUAGAUUACUUUUAUGAUCUGUUUGACUACGAUGACGAAAGUAGCGAAGAGACGAAAGGCGGUGGCGUUAAUGAAAACUGCAAAUUUAACUGCACAGUGGAAAUUACAGUCAUCAAUUGUGAUAACAGUACGUCAAAAAGUGAGACAUCAAUUAAGACAACGACGACGACGCCUACAACCGCAACUACGACUGUAGACCAAUUCACGACAAAAGUUGCAUCAUCAACUAAUAUUGAUGUAACAACGACACAAAUGAACAAAAUUCUAGAUAGCUCAACGAGUGGUGGCAUGAUUUCAAGUGAAUCUACUCAAGCUACGUCGACAUCGCAAACAGGUGAUAAUUCUACUGCAGUCACUGAUUCAUCAUCUACGGAAUCAUCUACCGAGGCAUCUUCAGAAGCGAGUUCUGAAACUACUCCGACAUAAGUUUUAAUUAUUACUCUUUCGAUUGAAUAAUGUACGUCAAUAAAUUCCUGCAA